CAAAGAAAGCGAGGCCAAGAUUUUAUUUAUUUAUUUUUUUACUAAAAUGAUUCAAACCUUUGUGGCUUUACUAAAUUCACAUAUCUUGAAAGUCAGACAUUUUCUAAAUAUUUUGUUCUUAAAUUGCAACAAAAUAUGUUCCCACAUCUUAUUUAGGUCAUUUCUUUGGUUUUCUAAUGAAAUCCAAAUAUGCCUUUGUGGUUCUCUUGAAUAGAAAGUCUUUUGUCCCAGAAAAGGCAGGAUGCCAAAUGUCAGAGCUCAUUAUAUUUGAUUUUUUUGGGGGGUGCUGAAAGUGUUUAUUCUCAAAUUAAGCAUUUUAAGCAGUUUAUCAUUUAUUACUGUGUUUUUUUCCUUGGACUUCUUUAUUGUUUCCGUUCUCAUGGUUCAGUUAUCAAUGUUGCAGUGUUUCGCUAAUAUCUUAUUUAAAUAGCUUAUUUAAGAAAAUGCUAAAGGUGCAAACAGAUUUCAAAAUAGUACUAUUUAAAUCCUGGACACAUUAUUCAUGUUUAUUGUUGGGGAAUACUUUUGCAACACAUUUAUGUGUGUCUGCGUUUCAUCCACCUCCGUAGAAUUUCAGUGGAAGUCAAAACAUUCUCAUGUAUGGUCACAGGUUUUGGACCAAGAUCAGCACUUGUGAAAGUUUUCUGGAAAAGAAAAUGGUGGGGUGGGGGGCUCAUGUAUACACUUUCAGUCUUACAGCAUUAAGCUGUGAAAAAGAUAAGCAGCAUUCUUAAACAAGCAGGAACAUGUGUGAUUGAAGCACCUUUUAUAGGCAAAGGGUUUAACUUGGCAUCAGGUAUGAUUUUUUGUUAACUCUUUCUGAGGCAUGGUGAUCAUUUCUGCAGACAGGACUAUCCAGAGAGCUAUGAGUAUGCACUACAUGUACAUGAAACUGAUGUUUACAUGAUUACAGAUUUCUUUUAUCAAUAAGUGCAAUCAGUCAGUCUGUAGAUUGACAGUAAUCCUGUAAGAAAUUGAUAGUGGUUUCGGAGCAGUGCAGUUCAUGGGGUGGAGCUGCAACAGAGCCUCAGCCAACCACACUGAGAGAGAAGAAGCUGCUUGUGGUUCUUUUCCCAGUACUGUUCUUCAGUGAAAGUGUCAGUCGGAUCCUCACAGAUCUAAAUGUGAGCAUCAGUCUUUAGCAGACCUUAGAAGGACUUUUACCAGACCAAAGAUCUACGAUGACUAAGCCGUGUCUGAACUUCACGGUUACUGUUGAAUGCAACUGCUCAGUCGGUGCCUUCAAGCGCAGUGUCUACCCAGCUGCCUACCUAUCUAUCUUCCUCCUGGGACUGACUGCCAACCUCGUCUCACUAUGUUUCUUCAUCGGAGUGAGGAGGACGAUGAAGUCCUUCAGCCCGGUUAACCUCUUCAUGCUAAACCUCCUGAUUUCUGACCUGAUGUUGGUGUGUUCACUGCCCUUUCGAGCGGUCUACUAUCUCAUGAACUCCCAUUGGAUCUUUGGAGAUGUUGUUUGUCGCUUCAUGGGUUUCGUGUUCUACAUCAACCUGUAUGGGAGCGUUUAUUUUCUAAUGGUGCUCAGCAUAGUUCGCUUUGUGGCAAUUAUUAAACCAUACACCUAUAUGUACCUACAGAAUAGUCGAGGAGCUGUGGUGGUAUGCGUCUUCGUGUGGCUGUUUGUGUCUUUGGCCUCGAUCCCUCUUUUAGAUGCCGGGACAAGUCAGGAUGCAUCUGGCCAUAUCAAAUGUCUGGAGCUAGACCCUUCUUUGGUGAAAACCAUUAUCACUCUGAACAAAGGCGCUUUGGGCAUGGGCUUUGUCUUGCCCUUUACUGUCAUCUCCUUCUGUUACAUAAUUGUGGCUGGCAAACUUUACCAUCUCAAGAGGGUGCAAGGCAAAAAAGCACCGCACUACAAAAAGUCCUGCGCACUGGUGGUCAUUGUCCUUCUCAUUUUUCUUGUAUGUUUUUUGCCCUACCAUGUAGUGCGCACUGUCUUUCUGGAUGCUGAAAGAGUGGUCAAUGACAAAGGUUAUGGGGAUUCUUGCCAGCGCAUUGCACGUAUAAGGAAGGCUGCAGUGGUCACGCUCUGCCUGGCUGCGUGCAACAGCUGCUUGGACCCUUUGCUCUACUUCUUCGUUGGAGAAAACUUCUGGAGCUACUGGCAGAAAAAGAGAAGACGGACCAAUAGCAGAAGAAUCAACCACAGAAAAAAACAACUGAAAAAGACAGUAAGGGCAGAGAUUCCAGACGCUGGUGCUCAGAAUGACAGCUAACAAACGACAUCCAAGUGUGUUAGAGAUGUGCUUGGACUUGCAGUAAAGGUCGCAGUGAAAGAUCUGAGCCUUGUGUAAAUAUUUAUGCAGAUUUUUAGAAAGUGACAGUUAUGUUUUUUUUUUUUUAGUGAAGGCAUCCUAGUUAUAGGACUGUACAUGUUCAAACAUUUUUUUUUUGGUUACUAAAUAGUGCAUCUUGGCAGUCGAUGAAAUAUGGGUUCAAUUAAAACUGUAACAUAACGCCAAACAAAACAGUAGACUGGAUAAACCUGUCUGCACAUGAUGUAUCUGCAUUUUGUACCCACCAGCAUUGAAUAUGCCGUUUUAUAAAACUUUUUUCGAAUCUAUGUAAAUUCUAUAUAGUGCAUAGCUUUUUUAUGCAGUACUAUAGUAUAUUGAAACAGUAUAGAACUUGUAGUUAAGCAAAUUGCUUUGUAUUAUUUGUAAGUGCUUUGUAUUAGUUGCUUUUUUCACUGCUCUUUGAUAAUGAGAGAACGAAUCCAUUACAAUGGAUUGUAUAUAUUAUUUUUUUUUUUAAAGGUCUCAUUCAAUCGUUUUUUUCAUUCAUUUUAAAAUGUGUAGUUGUGGUCUCUAGUAUGAAUGAAUCACAUGUGAGCUGUUUUCUGUGAAAAAAAGUGCUCCGGUGAUCCUGUAUAAUGCUGCUUUAGUCCUGUGGAGGAAUGGGGAGAGGAAUAUUCAUACAUGCAAAUAUAUCACCUCUGAUUGGCUAACAGCACUGCGAGGCUGUGAGAUGAACAACAGUUAGAAACAAUGUAAAAUAAAGACAUUUUUACACUAA
Astyanax mexicanus (Mexican tetra) is the source of this 3033-nucleotide messenger RNA. RefSeq names its product cysteinyl leukotriene receptor 2b (gene cysltr2b). The coding region runs from base 1182 to 2234 and encodes 350 amino acids. The record is from RefSeq and is a predicted model, not a curated record. Gene Ontology annotation, cellular component: plasma membrane. NCBI's taxonomy places the organism in Eukaryota, Metazoa, Chordata, Actinopteri, Characiformes, Acestrorhamphidae. Gene Ontology annotation, molecular function: G protein-coupled receptor activity. The transcript has 2 exons. Gene Ontology annotation, biological process: G protein-coupled receptor signaling pathway.